Messenger RNA from Parnassius apollo (apollo), 876 nucleotides. The record is from the annotation of a GenBank genome assembly. NCBI's taxonomy places the organism in Eukaryota, Metazoa, Arthropoda, Insecta, Lepidoptera, Papilionidae.
AUGUCACCAAAAAUUUCUAACACUGUUUUUAAUAAUAUCGAAACAGCCGAAAAACGUAUUGCAGAUCUACGAACAAAGGUGGAAGAAAUAAGGAAAAUAAAAAUUGAAAAUAAAAUAAAAGAAUUGACGCAAGAAAACUCUGUUUUAUCUGCAAAAGUAGAACAAGCGAAAAAUGAGCUAAUUCGACUUGAAACACUGAAUGGUAAGAAGCAAUACUCAAUCCCAAGUAAGCAAACGGUUGAUAGCUCUGCAGAAAAACAUAUAUUGAAAGUAAAACAGCCGGAAAAAACCGUUGAAGUAGUUGAAAAUCACAAAGAAAAAAAAGUUAAGGAGCCAUUGAAAAAGUGUAAAGAGAAGCCUAACCCCACCUCUAAUGUUGACACUCCCGUAGAUGUAAGAAAAUUAGAUUUCAGAAUCGGAAAAAUUGUAGAAAUAAAUAAACAUCCAGAUGCAGAUUCUUUAUAUGUUGAAAAGAUAGACUGUGGUGAAGAAAAUCCAAGAACAGUGGUAUCAGGAUUAGUAAAUCAUGUACCCAUUGAUGAAAUGCGUGACAAGCUUGUGAUGGUUCUUUGUAAUUUAAAACCUGUCAAGAUGCGAGGAAUUACAUCUGAAGCAAUGGUCAUGUGUGCAUCAUCUGAUAAGGUUGAAGUUCUUAUCCCACCAAGUGCAGCCAUCCCUGGUGACCUAGUGCAUUGCGAGGAUUACCCGCGCGAACCAGAAGUCCAAUUAAAUCCUAAGAAAAAGAUAUUUGAGAUUUGUGCUCCGGAUUUAAAAACAAACAAUGAAAAAGUUGCAUGCUACAAGGGAAGCCCUCUAAUUGUACCCGGGAAAGGACCUAUAGUUGCCCCUACAUUAAAGGGAGUAAAUGUAAAAUAA